AUGUCCACUUCCACCCUGAUCUCCCACCUCAGACAGGCCUCAAAAAAUGCCUUCCCCAAGAUCUCGUCUUUACCAUCAACUCUCCUCCUCACAAGAACAGCUUCUCCCAUUCUCAUCUCAAAACGAGCCCUCACUUCGACAGCAUCGAAGGGACUCUCGGUUGUCCCUGGUGUCAACCCCCUUCGCCAGUACUCGACUCCCUCUUUGACCAUUCAGAAUGAAAAGACAAACAUCAACCAGGCACCGGCGCUGGCAGCUGUUGCUCAGGACGAGAGUAUAAACGAUUCGAGUUCUCAGAAGGAGAAGCAAGAAAAGAGGAUCUCAGAGAUCAAGGAUGCAAAGCUGAUAUUCAACCAGGCAUUCAAAAAUGUCCAGGAUAUCCACGGCAGAGAAAACAUGAAGUUCCCCAAGGAAAUCAUCUGGCUCAUGGGCGCACCUGGCUCAGGAAAGGGAACUCACACUCCCGCCAUCCUCCGUGCACGCGGUAUCACCAACCCCUCCAUCUCCAUGUCCUCCCUCCUCGCCACCCCUGAAUGCAAGGAGCUCAUCAACAAGGGCAUGAUGGUCAGCGACGGCAAAGUCGUCGAAAACUUGCUCCAUGCCCUUCUGGACUGUGAACCUGAGGUUGGAGUCCUCGUCGAUGGAUUCCCACGUAGCGAAGCCCAGGUUGAGUGUCUGAAGUUGUUCCAUGAGAGGAUGCACGAGCUCAGGAAAGAGUUCAAGCACACACCACUCAAAGAUUUCUUCCCUCGACCCACCUUCCGCAUCUGUGUCCUCUAUGUCGACGAGGAGAUCUCUGUCAACCGUCAGCUCAUGCGUGGAAAACUCAUCCAGGAACACAACGCUCAAGUCAUGCGAUCAGGAAAGGGCGAAAUCAUGGAAGAGCGUGUCACUGAUUUUGACGAGCUGCUCAUUCGUGCGAGAUACCAGAUCUUCAAGGACCACUACUCGUGCUUACUGAAGCUGAGCAAGAUCUUUCCUUUCCACCUUAUCAACGCCGUCGGAAGCAUUGACAGUGUGAUGCGCAUCAUUCUCAAGGAGUUCGAGUACCAGUCUUCCCUCGAGCUGGAACACGACACCUAUGAGGCCAUCUCUCACAUCCCCCUCGCCACCAAGAUUGGCAUCCACGCUCGUCAGGAUCUUAUCAGACGCUUGGAGCACUAUUGUGAGACCGAGCCCGAUAUUUUCUCCAAGGCUGUUCGUUUCAUUGACCAUGAGGUCUCGCCCAUGAUUGCCCGCCACGCCAUCAGUGGACAGGCCCUCGUCCGAUCUGAUAACACCAUCUUGUCCGACCCCAAGAUUGUGGAGGUUGUUAUCAGCAUUCUCUCGGAACGUGGAUAUGCUGUUACGAUGGACGAGCGUGUUCAUGAAACCCCAAAGCGUGUGGAUCCCAAGACCUUUGAGAUCAUCCUGGAGAGGACUCAUGUGUACGCCUUAAACGUCCGCUUCCCUCAACACCACAUCCAGCCCUUGGAGCAAAAGUUCUAA
Linnemannia hyalina is the source of this 1488-nucleotide messenger RNA. The record is from the annotation of a GenBank genome assembly. Lineage: Eukaryota; Fungi; Mortierellomycota; Mortierellomycetes; Mortierellales; Mortierellaceae.